Molecule: messenger RNA, 615 nt
Organism: Aphanomyces astaci
Lineage: Eukaryota; Oomycota; Saprolegniomycetes; Saprolegniales; Verrucalvaceae
Exons: 1
Coding region: 1-615 (204 amino acids)
Source: RefSeq, a predicted model, not a curated record
AUGGUCGCCAACAUCAGCAUCUUCGAGGCCAACGAGGCCUUCCACGCGGACAAGAUGCGCAAGACCGAUGCCGAACGCGACAUGCCCGAUGCCGGCCCUAUGCUCGACGAGUACCCCAACGACUGGGCCAUUUUGGCUGACAAGGGGCACCAAGGGCUCCACCGUCGCAUGCGUGCCAUCACCCCGGCGAAACGGCCCGCUGGCGGCUUGCUCACUAUGAGCGACAUGGAGUACAACAACAACAUUGCUACCGACCGCGUGAUCGUUGAGAACUACUUCGGUCGUUUGAAGACGCUGUGGGCGAUCGUAAACGAGUCCUACACGUGGAAGCAAGAGAACUACGAUCUCUACCUUCAAACUUGUGUUGCGUUGACUAAUUGUCACAUUCGUUUUUCUCCCUUGCGGGUCGACGACAGCCAUGAACGCAACCGGUAUUUGAACGCCCUCAUGUCUUCGAGUGAAAAGAAGGAAGCCAAGCGUGCCGUUGCAGUUAAAAAACAUCGCGAGAAGCGCAAGUUGCGUUUGGGCACGUUUUUGCCGAGUGGUGAAAAUGCCUACUUCGAUUCGGACACUGAAUUUUACCCAAUUGGUGACGAUAGUGGAAUUUUUGAAUAG